CCAGUCGCAACCCCCGUGCGCCAUUCUCAAUAUUCCCGAACUCUCGAUACAAUCACGCCACAGCCACCAAAGGCCGAGUCAGCUUAGGCAGUCUACGAGGCCGUCAGCUUAUUUUGCACUGAAGAAGGCAGAAUAGAAGCACGCGGAUUUUUUCGAGAGGCGAAAAAUCGCCAGAGCGCGCCGAUGGCGGGCAGGAGGGGGGGUGAGGCGGAAGGGGAGAAGGCGGAGCGGAAGGGCGAGGAAGCGGAGGGGGGGUCGGAUGUUGUGUUUUCGUCGGGUAAAUUCGCUGACCUCGGACUCUGCGAGACGCUCGCAUCGCAUAUCGAAGAGAAGCUCGGGUUCGCAGCACCGACGCACGUGCAGCAGGCCGCCAUUCCGCUCGUCCUCGCUGGCCGAGACCUGCUCAUCCGAGCGGACACGGGGUCGGGGAAGACCCUGCUGUACCUGGCGCCCAUCCUGCACGCGCUGCAGGGCAGGAGGCAGCGAGUGGACCGCAAGCAUGGCACGUAUGCGGUGGUGCUCGCCCCCACGAGGGAGCUGUGUGUGCAGAUAGAGGAGGUGGCGCAGCAGCUGUGCCGGCGCUUCGUGUGGAUCGUGCCGGGGCGGUGCAUCGGGGGGGAGAGCCGCGGCAAGGAGAAGGCGCGCCUCAGGAAGGGGCUGGCCAUUGUGAUUGCGACACCUGGCCGCCUGCUGGACCAUCUGCGCAACACCUGCUCGUUCGGGCUGGCGCACCUGCAGUGGCUCGUCUUGGAUGAGGCGGACAGGCUGUUGGACCUGGGUUUUGAGCGUGACAUCAAGGAGAUCCUCUCUCUGCUGCGCGACAGGCCAAGCCAGGACAGCUUGAUUCAGGGAGGGGGUAUUCAGGGUGCUUCCAGGAAGCUUCAGACACUGUUGCUGUCAGCCACGCUUGGACCGCGGGUGGAGCAGCUAGCUGACGUCAGCCUGGUGUCACCGGUGGCCGUGAGCGUGACAGGUGGCAGCGUGCGAGUGGAGGAGAGGGUGUCUGGGCGGCAGGUGGGAAAGGGAGGGAGGGGGGAGGUGGAGAGAGAGGAGAUGAGGGGAGGGGUGGGUGAGAGAGAAGUGGAGAGGAUGGGGGGGAUUGAGAGAGAGGAAGAGGACGAGGAGGAGGAGGAAGUGGAGGAUGCUGAGAGGUUUGGAGGGGAGGGGGAGGAAGAGGAGGAAGAGGAAGAAGUGGAGGAGGAGGAAGAGGAAGAGGAGCAGGAAGUGGAGGAGGGAGAGGAGGGAGAGGAGGAAGAUGAUAAAGAGGAGGGAGAGGAGGAAGAGGAGUUGGAGGAGGGGGAGGAGGUUGGGGAUGACAACGAGGGCGAUGAUGAUGACGAUCUUCCUCUCUUCAUGCAGGCUCUGCGUGCCGUGAACAAGGCGGGCAGGCAGGAGAGGAAGGAGAGGCGGGAGACGAGGGAGCAGAAAGAGAAGGAGAGGGAGGGUGAAACGGCAGUCUUGGAGAAUGGUAGCAAGGCAGGGAGCCGCAAGGCAGGGGAAAGCAAAGCAGAGGGGAGCGAGGACAAGGUAAAUGAGGAGGUGGCAGCAGGCAAGAAGCAAGCUUCAGGCAGCAAAGGACCAGCAGACGCGGUGGGGCGAGGGUCCUCACAGCAGAGUGCUGGAGAGGGUGUGGAGGAGGGGAGGAGAGGGGAGGAGGAGAGAGGAAGGUGUCAGACGAGGGUUGAGGAGCAGGGGGGGAGGGAGGCACGGCAGGGCGGGUUGCAGGAGGGCCCCAGUGGUGGAGGCGCCUUUGUCUUCCCGGAGCAGCUGAGGCAAUACGUGCUCACAGUCCCGUGCCGCUGUCGCCUAAUCACCCUCAUUGCCUUGCUGCGCUCCAAGCUCGCCACGUCAGCGUCAUCUAAGGUGGUCGUGUUCCUCUCCACGUGUGACUCUGUCGAGUUCCACGCUACCCUCCUCUCCUCCCCGUCCUCCAUCUCUCCUUCAAGCGACGACACAGCGCAACAGCAACUACAGCAGGGCCUGCUGCCAGCGCCCGUGUUCAAGCUGCACGGCAACAUGGAGCAGAAAGACCGCUCCAAGGCCUUCCUGGCCUACCGCAGCGCGCCACGUGGCGUGCUGCUGUGCACUGACGUGGCAGCCCGGGGGCUGGACUUUCCCGCUGUGGAGACCAUUGUGCAGUUCGACUCGCCUGGGGAUGCUGCCGACUAUGUGCACCGUGUGGGUCGCACAGCUCGCAUUGGUCGCCGGGGCGAGGCGGUGCUCUUCCUCCUACCCAACGAGACGGAGUACCUGGACGAGCUGCGCUCCUGCCACGUGGACCUCCUCCCCAUGCCACUCCUCCCGCUCCUCGACUCCCUUGUGCCCGGAGGUUCGGCCGAACCUGCCCGGACCAAUCGUAGGAGGGCGCAUUGGAAGGAGUUGAGUCCAGAAGAGGCUCUGGCCAAUCACAGCGCGGUUGAGACGUGGCAGGAGGAGCUGGAAGCUACGGUGGCGAAUAGACCGGCCUUGAGAGAGCUGGCCACUGGGGCUUUCCGGUCGUUUGUGCGGGCGUACGGCGCGCACAAGGGCAGCCUCAAGAGGAUUUUCCACCCCAAGAGGCUUCAUCUGGGGCAUGUUGCGAGGAGCUUUGGGCUAUCGGAGACCCCGUCGGUGAUCGGAAAAUCCGCGACCAAGGCGGCUGCAGCGCUGAAGAGGAAGCAGCGGGUGCUGGGGCAGCAGCAGAAGAAGCGAUUGCGGGCGGCUACUGAGGCCGAAUGAAGGAGAUCACAGUUUUAUAUUAUCUAUGGCUUGUAUUUUCAAGGCGUUGUAUUCUAAAAUAUAGUUUUUGCUUGUGGAUGGAAAGCAGGGCUGACGUUUCAAAAAAAGGCACUC
Messenger RNA from Closterium sp. NIES-67, 2832 nucleotides. The record is from the annotation of a GenBank genome assembly. NCBI's taxonomy places the organism in Eukaryota, Viridiplantae, Streptophyta, Zygnematophyceae, Desmidiales, Closteriaceae.